Trichoplax adhaerens is the source of this 879-nucleotide messenger RNA. RefSeq lists its product as uncharacterized. NCBI's taxonomy places the organism in Eukaryota, Metazoa, Placozoa, Uniplacotomia, Trichoplacea, Trichoplacidae. The transcript is spliced from 7 exons. Gene Ontology annotation, cellular component: GATOR1 complex. The coding region runs from base 1 to 879 and encodes 292 amino acids. The record is from RefSeq and is a predicted model, not a curated record. Gene Ontology annotation, biological process: cellular response to amino acid starvation; TORC1 signaling; negative regulation of TORC1 signaling.
AUGGCUGCAAAAAAUUGCGAUCUUCUUUGUAUUCUUUUAGCAACAGCAGGAAAUACUGGUGAAAAAUUGUAUUUCAAGUAUCCCUAUUCUCCUUUUCUUCACAAGAAGAAAGCCAGUAAGCAAGGGACUUCAUUGACAGACAAACACAUUGUUGAUCGAUUUCAUAUUUAUGAUUUUGUGCUUUGCCCUUGGUCAAUUCGAUUAUUUGCACUCAAAGAGGACCAGCAGGAACUCCGCUCAAGAAGUGUCAGCUUUACAAGUAACAACUUCACCCCAGAUAGCUAUAUAGAUUGUCCGCUAUGGAGUUUUUCUGACUCGCUAUUGGCAAGUAUUUUAUCUCCUAAAGAAGCCAUGUGCAAUAAAAACUUCGAGUUAGCCAUUGACGAUAUCCUAUUUAUUGGCUAUCCAACGAUCAUGAAAGAUGCUGAGAACCCAAUAACGGCGUCAUCUGCUUCCGGAAGUCCAGCAUCUUCAUUUAAAGGUCCUGCAACGACCAAUUUACUCCAUAUUACAUUUGUUCUACAGCAACAUCGAUAUAUAUUGCUGAUAUGUAAGCUUGAGAUUAGAGAAUUAAAUUUCGAAUUAUACGAAAACAAAUUAAGUGAAGAAGAUGCGGAAAGGUUAUCUAGGCAGUUACCAAAUCUUGCAUACUUAACUGACAGUCACAAGGCUACAAUCAUGAAAUAUGUGGGCACGAAGCAAAAGGAAGAAAUACAGUUCUUUAUCAGGCUAUGCAAAUAUUUCGAUGGAAGACACCAUAUCGAAGAUAUCAUGUACUGGGAAAAUUUGCCGCGCGAUGAAAUCUUUGAGAUACUAAAUAGAUUUAAUGAGAUUACUAUCACGUUUUGGUUAAGAGACAUUGUGACAAUUGCGACCUAA